CGCCUUUCCUUUCCUCGCCUCUCCCCUCCCCUCCCCCCUCCCGUCCCCACCCCCUCGGCCACUCCGCUCCCUGGCGUGACUCGGCACUGAGAGUCCCGGAGAAGACGCAGCGGUCGUCACCUCCUGUGUUCAGGCCUCGGCCUCUCUGAGCCUCUCCCCUUCCUCUCCCGGGUCUUCUCCUUCAGUUUUGAAGCCGGUGGCGUCGCGGCCGCCCUGACGGGCUAAGAAUGGUGGGAGUGAAGCCGGUCGGGAGCGACCCAGAUUUCCAGCCGGAGCUGAGCGGCGCGGGCUCCAGACUGGCCGUGGUCAAGUUCACCAUGCGAGGGUGUGGACCAUGUUUAAGGAUUGCCCCGGCAUUCAGUUCUAUGAGUAAUAAGUAUCCACAGGCAGUUUUCUUGGAAGUUGAUGUACAUCAGUGUCAGGGAACAGCUGCCACCAACAAUAUAUCAGCAACACCUACAUUUCUGUUUUUUCGAAACAAAGUGAGAAUUGAUCAGUAUCAAGGAGCAGAUGCUGUUGGAUUAGAAGAAAAAAUCAAGCAGCACUUAGAAAAUGACCCUGGAAGCAAUGAGGACACAGAUAUUCCAAAAGGCUAUAUGGAUUUAAUGCCUUUUAUUAACAAAGCUGGCUGUGAAUGUCUUAAUGAAAGUGAUGAGCAUGGAUUUGACAACUGUUUACGAAAAGAUAUGACCUUCUUGGAAUCUGAUUGUGAUGAACAGCUGCUUAUUACUGUGGCAUUUAAUCAACCUGUUAAGCUUUAUUCAAUGAAAUUUCAAGGGCCAGAUAAUGGUCAGGGUCCUAAAUAUGUAAAAAUUUUUAUCAAUCUACCCCGGUCUAUGGAUUUUGAAGAAGCAGAAAGAAGUGAACCAACUCAAGCUCUGGAACUAACAGAGGAUGAUAUUAAAGAAGAUGGCAUUGUCCCACUUCGUUAUGUUAAGUUUCAGAAUGUUAACAGUGUAACUAUAUUUGUUCAGUCCAAUCAAGGUGAAGAAGAAACAACAAGAAUUUCAUAUUUUACUUUUAUUGGUACUCCAGUCCAGGCAACAAAUAUGAAUGACUUCAAACGAGUAAGUUUGUUUUAAAUGGUAUUUAGGGGAAGUAAAAAUACAAUUUUAAAGAAGUAAUUUCAUAAAGAUCAAAAUCGUAACCAUGUCAUGAAAUUUUAGGUUAACCUAAAAUUAACAGUGGGUUCUCCUAAUCACAUUUUUAGAUAUCCAACUAAAAGAUAAUUUCUAAUAAAAAUAAAUCCUGAUACAGAGUCUAUUAAUAAAUGGUAUCCAAAUAAGAUACCAGAUAAUGGUAGCCAAAUAAUGGUGUCUGUAAAUAAAUGAUAUCCAUUAAUAAUGGUAUCCAAAUGGUAUCCAAAUAAGUGAGCAUAGUAUAAAAUAUACAGAAGUGUUGAAUCACUGUGUUGUACACCUAAAACUAAUAUAACAUUGUAUGUCAACCAUACCUCAGUUAAAAAAAAAUCCUUAUCUAUAAUGAAAGUAUAGUAUACCUAUAAUAAAAGGAAAGUAUUUUAAACUAACUAAAUAAUUGUUUGGUUAUAGAAAGUAGUUAGGAAUGUCAAAAUAGGAGUAAGUUAAAAUCAUUAGUGAAUGUUUAAGAAUUUUGCUGAUACCAAGAUUCUGAUUAUUAUUGUUUCCGAUGAAAACAUUUAAAAUCACUUGAAUAGUUUUAAUCAAAAAGAAUGGGUUCAGUUUUACUACACUGAGAUGCCUUUAAAGCAUGUCUGUGUCCUGAAAGACCACUUGGCACAAGUAAAGAAAUUAUCAGUGAACAGGCAGAUUUCAUAUGUAUGUAUAUGUACAUUUUAAAAAAGAUUUUAUUUAUUUAUUUGACAGAGAGCGCACAAGUAGGCAGAGAGGCAAGCAAAGAGAGGGGGACACAGGAACCCCGCUAAGCAGAGAGCCUGAUGCGGGACUCGAUCCCAGGACCCUGAGACCAUGACCUGACCCGAAGGCAGAGGCUUAACCCACUGAGCCAUCCAGGCGCACCCGUAUAUGUACAUUUUUGUUUUGUUUUGUGGACACAGUCUUAAGGAUUGCGGGAGAUUAAGAUAUAUGAGACCCUUAGGACUGAGAACAUUUUGUCCAUUCAUGGAACAACUGCUACUUGGUCACAGUUCCUUAGGGAGACAUAAUGUAUUAACAACCACAGAUCACGGAAGUGCGUCCAGGAGCUUUCUCAGUACAGAACCUAGUUACGGGGCACAGAUUGAGUGUGCAGCAACAGGGUAGCUGUGGCCAUGUUUCUGUGGCUGCCUUUGACAGUCUAGAACGGGAGGUGAUGAUAAAGAGAUCAUUAUAUGGGAGAAAGUUUCCCUAGGGCUGCCAGUGCCUGGAGGAAGAGGCACCCAGCUGAACAAUUUAGACCCCUGUUUGGUGGGGAGGCGAAGCCAUGGAGCAUCCUGAAAACUCUUAUUCUUUUUGGUGGUUUCUACAGAUCUUAUUUUAAUUCAA
Lutra lutra (Eurasian river otter) is the source of this 2462-nucleotide messenger RNA. RefSeq names its product thioredoxin like 1 (gene TXNL1). NCBI's taxonomy places the organism in Eukaryota, Metazoa, Chordata, Mammalia, Carnivora, Mustelidae. The transcript is spliced from 8 exons. The coding region runs from base 228 to 1082 and encodes 284 amino acids. The record is from RefSeq and is a predicted model, not a curated record.